UAUAUAAAACGGUUAAAGUGACCACAUCAGCCAGUUCUAUUGCACUAUCUGUGAAGCUUCGACGUUAGUUAGUACAAUGCACAGCCUCACAGUGUUCGUGUUCGCGCUCGUCGUGACCAUGGCUCUCGCAGCCGGUCAAUACUACGUGCCUCGCUCGUACUACACAAUAGACGCGGAGGGUCACGUGUCUGCGCCGGUGCCGCUGCGCAGGCUCCGCCGCUCCCUGAACCCCUACCCCUACCAGUAUGGAGGCUCCAGCGCCAGCGCCAACGCAAAUGCUGAAGCUAAUGCUUGGGGUGGUGGCGGCGCAAACGCGAAUGCUAACGCUAACGCACGCGCCAACGCCGGCGGCUGGGGAAUUCCCGGGGGCGGCUAUGGAGCUGGCAAUCCCAACGCACUUAGCUACGGUGAAACGCGGCGGCAAGCAGGACCAAUUUUUGGUGGUCGGUCCGUAAGCGCCGGUUCUUCCGUGGGCAUCGACUCUACUGGUCAGGGUUAUUAUGACCAAUACACUUCAGUUGGAAAUUGAAUAUGAAAACCAAAAAAUUUACUUACCUAUUGAAAUUAAAUUCACACGAUACGAUAAAACGUCAAUUUUUCUUAAUAAUUAGGUAUGACUUAAAACAAUAAUAAUUGUAAUGUACAUUUUUUAAGUUAUAGCCUGUAGAUAUGCUGAUGAAUGAGUCUACUAAAUUAAGGUUAAGGGAUUGUGGCAAUAAAGAGAAUAUAAAAUA
This is a messenger RNA of Colias croceus (clouded yellow), 734 nucleotides long. RefSeq lists its product as uncharacterized. NCBI's taxonomy places the organism in Eukaryota, Metazoa, Arthropoda, Insecta, Lepidoptera, Pieridae. The coding region runs from base 77 to 529 and encodes 150 amino acids. The record is from RefSeq and is a predicted model, not a curated record. The transcript is spliced from 4 exons.